Messenger RNA from Amorphotheca resinae ATCC 22711, 943 nucleotides. RefSeq lists its product as hypothetical. Bases 330 to 701 code for a protein of 123 amino acids. The record is from RefSeq and is a predicted model, not a curated record. The transcript has a single exon. Lineage: Eukaryota; Fungi; Ascomycota; Leotiomycetes; Helotiales; Amorphothecaceae.
AAGCUGAAUAACGAGACCCUAGUUCAUCCCGCGUGAAGAUCGCACCGUCCCACAAUGGCGUCCGGGGUAGAUAAGGAAAGAUCCAUGAGAAGCUGACUGUAUUUGCCCCAUUGACCGUUGAUCCCAUACGCAAUAUCACGAAUCCAAAAUCACUAACAUAUACACCCCCCACCUCUCCUCUGGACCCGUCGCCCUUCAGCGGUGCGCGGCCCUGUAGCCCCCGUCCCCUCAGGCUUGCGCAGCGCUCUCUUCCUCUACACGCACAACGCCUUCACCACUACACCCAAAAUCCCCAAUCAAUAAUAAUAAUACAACAACCACCCCAAAACAUGCCCGACAGCAAUCUCCUCACCCCGCGCACCAUCCUCUAUCUCCUCCUAGGCUGGGUCUUACUCUGGACCGCCUCCUGCAGCCUAACGUCCUUGUUCGAGCGUACGUUCCUGUCGCAACCUACAUGUGCCCCAGCUUCCGCCCCCAGCGGCCCAGACGCAGAGUUCAGGAAACUGUAUGAGAUGAUGGCGGAGCUGGUUAGGGAACAGAAGAUUCUAGCGGGGGAGUUUGGCACUUUGCUGGCAGAGGAUAUCUCUAUCAAUGGGACGCCGAGUUGUGAGUGUGGGAAUGGGCAGAGGAGGAGGGGAUGGAAGCUGAAGCGGAGGGAUGCGUGGGCGAAUGGGGACAUAGAGACUGAGGUUUGGCUGUGAGAUGAAUAGUUAGGCGGGCAGGUGAGGGAAGCGGGCUCGACUCGUUUGGAAGGGGAAUAGAGGACUGGUGUUAAACUAGCUGUUGCAGAAAUGAUCGAUCGAUACAAUGGCCAUCGAGUGGCCGAGGUGAGAAUUACAUAUCUCGUCCAAUCCAAUCCCUGAAAUUCAAAUCCGGGCUCCAAACGCCGCGCUUUAUGCAACCUCUUUUGUCCCUUUGGCCGUGUCUGCGAGCGAUGAUGUUU